AUGGGUUCACGCAUCCCAAUAACGAAGCUUCAUGAGCAUCCAAAGGACUCGAGUAGCGAUACCUCAACAGUCGUACAAGACUGGGACAAACUCGUCAAGCCGCAGCCUAACCAGGUGGAUGCCAAAUUAAAAGCGCUGAUAUACCGCCUGUUUGAUGAGCUUGACUCUGGUAGCUGGAAUUCUAGGAUCAACGAAACAGGUGGCUCCUGUCAGCCCAGCAACGCAGCAGUUCGAGCCUACGUAAGCCAGCUGAGAAAUGGCGUCUCAACAAUCCUUGGACAAGGCCCGAUCCCACGAAAUCAGAGUUGGUCAGAUGCCGUAGCAUAUGCCCGUGCUGUGAUACAGGAACCCCAAGACACGGUGCAGCGCUCAAAGGCGACUUGGGCCAGGUCAUGCUCUACAAUUCACCACGAACUAAAAAAGCGAUUUGGGCAAGGAGUGAAGUCAAUGGCUGUUGAAGGGUGUGCUCAACUGGUGGUUGAUCAUUAUCUCGGAAAAAGGCUCAGUGUGUCGCACGUGGAUAAAGAGGAGAGCUUUCGCCAGCACUUCCUCACGCUGAAGCCAAGUCUCGCAUACUAUCCUAAUAGCAGCCCUCUAGCAGUUGGAGCCUACGAAAGCGCUUUUCUGUCGUGUUCUUUGGUAGCAUCUGCUUGGCUCUCUACUGAGGAGGCAUUAAAGUACGCAGCUAUAUGCAACUUGUCGGUAUGUGACGACUAUUGGAACUUCACUGGCACAGAAACUGAAGUGCGGCUCCGGCUUGUUGCCCAGUCGAUAGGAGCUGCCUUUGACUUUGGUGACAAGGCAGCCAAUGUGCUUAUUGAUGGGACUGCAUUACAAGCCGUCGGAUCGAGCGAAGAGGUAUCUCUGCAGUCUGCCAUGGCGUGGAGGGCAGUGUGUGGCGGAGCUACGGCCUAUAAUGGACAUACACUUGCGAAUGAUACUCUUGAAGAGGGCCUUAUUGCCCCCCAAGUCAUAUUGGCAAUCCACGAUUUGUUUGAUUGGAGAACUGAUAUUGCAGCUGGAAAUUCAGAAAACGGUUUCUCGGCCGCUUAUGGUCUUAGAAUCGCUGACCCGUUUCACGCGUACCUUGAGGCUGCGCUGCUCCUCGCGGGCUCGCACGCGAGAUCUGGUGCCUACGCGAUCGCAUCCAUCGCAAUAGCAGCCUUUACUGCUUGUCGAUAUUCGUCUUAUAAAUACCUUACAGUGGAAGUGGAGUUUCCAAAUCCAUGUUCUAGAUGCACUGAGCUUCUCCAGGAGCUGACAAUCGAGGCAGGUUUUUCCGGGGCUCCGAAAUCGCCACCAAAGACUUUUGAAGAGGGGGAACAAGUUCGCCUGCUUUGCCAGCUCUGGGCUGACCGAUAUGAAGAUAGCGGUCUGAUUCAACUAGGACUUAGUUGGUUUCAAAGCCUCGUGGAUACCGGCACAAUACGAAUAUUUGAUGCACUUGUCAAGAUUCCUGGGAUUGAUAAGAAUGCCGGGUGGGUUUAA
Molecule: messenger RNA, 1488 nt
Organism: Trichoderma virens Gv29-8
Lineage: Eukaryota; Fungi; Ascomycota; Sordariomycetes; Hypocreales; Hypocreaceae
Exons: 1
Coding region: 1-1488 (495 amino acids)
Source: RefSeq, a predicted model, not a curated record